AUGAAAGUCAUACUUACAGGCUCUACCGGAUUCGUGGGCCGUGAAGUCCUGAGCCAGUGUCUGGCACACCCAGCUAUUACCUCGGUCGUAGCACUGAGUCGACGUGAGCUACCACCGCACGACAAACUCAAGAUCGUCGUGAUCGAGGAUUUUCUUUCAUAUUCAGAAUCCGUUCGUGAGAAUAUCAAAGGUGCAGAUGCAUGUAUUUGGACAAUCGGUUUGAUACCCAGCAAGGUUCCCAAGCGCGACGACGGGACCGCAAAACGUGUCAGUAUUGAAUACACAUUGACAGCAGCCCGGGUGUUUCAAGAAGUAUGUGGAAAACCCUUCCGCUUCGUAUAUAUCAGUGGUGCGGGCACAGAGCGGGAUCAGAGCAAGUCACUGUGGAUCAUGCAAGAUUAUCGGCGCCUUCGGGGACAAGUUGAGACUGAACUGUUGGAUUUUGCUAGGGCUCAUGCGGAUUUCAAGCCGUAUAUUAUGCGGCCUGCCAUGAUAAUCUCGCCGAAAAUGAGUCUGCACAGUUUGCUCUAUGGGCUAGGGCCGUCGGUUAAAGUGGAUGUCCUCGCUAAGUGCAUGAUUGAGUUGGCAUUAAAGGGCGAGGAUAAGGCAAUUUGGGAGAAUGCUGAUAUGAAAUAG
This is a messenger RNA of Penicillium pulvis, 636 nucleotides long. Its product is annotated as putative nucleoside-diphosphate-sugar epimerase. Bases 1 to 636 code for a protein of 211 amino acids. The record is from RefSeq and is a predicted model, not a curated record. The transcript has 3 exons. NCBI's taxonomy places the organism in Eukaryota, Fungi, Ascomycota, Eurotiomycetes, Eurotiales, Aspergillaceae.